Harmonia axyridis is the source of this 567-nucleotide messenger RNA. RefSeq lists its product as uncharacterized. The record is from RefSeq and is a predicted model, not a curated record. The transcript has 3 exons. NCBI's taxonomy places the organism in Eukaryota, Metazoa, Arthropoda, Insecta, Coleoptera, Coccinellidae. The annotation marks the transcript as partial.
AUGGCCUUUCGACGAGUAUAUGAUUUUGCCUUUGAAGAUGAUGAUAAUGAUGAAGAAUUUGUCGUUCGACGUCCUCGAUGGAUCCGAGAAAGAGAACAUCAUUUCCAAAAUUUGGACAAUGCGGAUUUUGAGAAAAGAUUCCGACUCUCAAAAGGAGCUGCACUGCAAAUACUGGGUUCAAUUGAGGAACAAAUUGAAUUUGCAAACGACAAGAAUAAUUCUGUUUCUCCAAUGAAUCAGUUACUAUGCACCUUACGAUACUAUGCUACUGGUUGUCACCAAAUGACAGUUGCAGACUUCACUGGAAUUCUUCUUCUUCUUAUAUCCUUUACUAUAUAUGGAAAUGCUGUCCUUGUAGGAGAUAGUGGAUAUUCAAGUAACAAGUAUUUCAUGACUCCUUUUGAAAAUUGUUUGAACCCUGCGGAACAAUUAUACAACGAAUCUCAAAUCAGAACUAGAAACCCUGUGGAAAGAAUGUUAGGAGUUCGGAAAAGACGCUUUCCUGUAUUAUCAUUAGGUUUGAGAAUCGAUUUGGAUAAAGUAUUUCCUGUAAAAGUGGCAACGGCU